Molecule: messenger RNA, 513 nt
Organism: Saccharomyces paradoxus
Lineage: Eukaryota; Fungi; Ascomycota; Saccharomycetes; Saccharomycetales; Saccharomycetaceae
Gene: ESS1
Product: peptidylprolyl isomerase ESS1
Exons: 1
Coding region: 1-513 (170 amino acids)
Cellular component (GO): nucleus; cytosol
Molecular function (GO): peptidyl-prolyl cis-trans isomerase activity; protein binding
Source: RefSeq, a predicted model, not a curated record
AUGCCAUCUGACGUAGCUUCGAGCACCGGGUUGCCCACCCCGUGGACCGUCAGGUACAGUAAGUCCAAGAAAAGAGAGUAUUUUUUCAAUCCAGAGACGAAGCACUCUCAAUGGGAGGAGCCUGAGGGCACCGACAAGGACCAGCUAUCCGAGUACUUAAGAGAUCAUCCAGUACGUGUUAGAUGUUUGCACAUCCUCAUCAAGCACAAGGAUUCAAGAAGACCCGCAUCGCAUAGGUCCGAGAACAUUACGAUAUCCAAACAAGAAGCUACGGACGAAUUGAAGACCUUGAUCACGAGGUUGGAUGACGACUCUAAGACGAACUCUUUCGAGGCCCUGGCUAAAGAGAGAUCCGACUGCUCUUCAUACAAGAGAGGCGGCGAUCUAGGUUGGUUUGGGAGGGGCGAGAUGCAGCCCAGCUUUGAAGACGCCGCCUUCCAACUCAAUGUCGGGGAGGUAAGCGAUAUUGUCGAAUCGGGAAGCGGUGUUCAUGUGAUCAAGCGUGUAUGUUAG